UUCCCCCCCCCCCCUUCCUUCCUUUCCCCUGUGUCGGUACCUGCGCCCGCGCUCUCCCCUCCCCCCCCCUGUCACCACAAUGUUCCCCGGCGCCAAGCCCUCCAACCCCUCCGACGUGAACGCCAUCGGCCCCAAGACCGGUCGCACCAUCCAGGACGCCAUCUACUUCCUGGUCGGCAAGGGCACCACCAUCAUCCAGUACACUUUCGUCCCGGCCCUCAUUGCCAUCGGCUACAACCUCCUGGCUGCGCCGCGUCCCCCCGUGCUGGACUUCUUCACCAUGAUCUUCUCCCCCUAGACGAGGCCAGUCACCUGUCCCCUCCCACAGAGGCAACGCGCUCCCAAGCAGCAUGCCCCCCUCCUCUCCCCUGCUUUGUUUGGCCCUUCCUCUCUCCCUCUCUCUCCCCGCCUACACACACACAUACAUAUAUAUAUCUAUCUAUACACACAGAAACUCGCGUUCACA
Fonticula alba is the source of this 466-nucleotide messenger RNA. RefSeq lists its product as hypothetical. The coding region runs from base 80 to 298 and encodes 72 amino acids. Lineage: Eukaryota; Rotosphaerida; Fonticulaceae. Gene Ontology annotation, cellular component: mitochondrial outer membrane translocase complex. The transcript is spliced from 2 exons. The record is from RefSeq and is a predicted model, not a curated record. Gene Ontology annotation, biological process: protein import into mitochondrial matrix.